CAUUUUCUCUGGCGUCGGGGGCGCGGCGGAGACCCGGCUCCUCCCGGCCGCCCAUGCUCCAGCUGCUCCCCCCCGGGGGGGAGGCCAGAAGGGGCCUUCGCCGUUCAGAUGAAACAGUGCUGUGAAAGAAACUCUUCAGUAGCCCCUCCUGUGCCUAGUUUGAGCUCAAGGUGUGAUGGGAGCAAGCAGCAGGCUGCUGUGUUGCUGAAAACCACGACUAGCUGACCCCGUCUUCCAGGCUGCGUGCUCCAUGCUUUGAGACCGAGGGGACCUUGGUGUUCUGAAAUGAAGAUGGAGGCAGUGGGAAAAGCAGAAGAACUUUUGGAUUCAGAAGUUCCACAGAAGGCUUCUGAGAAGCAGGAGACAGCUGCUGAUGAAGAUGGACCUAUAGAACUGGAGACACAUACUCAGAAAGACAGCGUGCCCACUGCAUCAGACUCUGCAGUGCUCUCUUCCAUGCCUUGCUUACUGAUGGAACUGAGACGAGACUCCUCAGAGUCUCAGCUAGCAUCUACAGAGAGUGAUAAGCCAGCGGGUGGUCGAGUUUAUGAGAGUGACUCUUCUAAUCAUUGCAUGCUUUCUCCUUCUUCCAGUGGGCAUUUGGCUGACUCAGAUACGUUGUCUUCCACAGAAGAGAAUGAGCCCUCUCAAGCUGAAGCUGCUGUGGAAGAAGAUCCUUCUGGGGUCUCUGGGGGUGCAGCUGGGAGGAAAUCCAGGCGAUCCAGGUCCGAAAGUGAAACUUCAACAAUGGCUGCCAAGAAAAACCGACAGUCUGUCGAUAAGCAGAAUGGUCGAGUUACCAAGGUAAAAGGUCACCGAAGCCAAAAGCACAAAGAAAGAAUCCGGCUGCUAAGGCAGAAACGGGAAGCAGCUGCUCGCAAGAAGUACAACCUGCUGCAGGACAGCAGUACCAGUGAUAGUGACCUGACGUGUGACUCGAGCACAAGCUCAUCAGGUGAUGACGAAGAGGUUUCAGGGAGCAGCAAGACAAUCACUGCAGAGAUACCAGAUGGACCUCCAGUUGUAGCUCAUUAUGAUAUAUCAGACACAAACUCAGACCCAGAAGUGGUAAACGUGGACAAUCUGUUGGCGGCUGCAGUGGUGCAAGAGCACAAUAGUUCCUUAGGAAACCAAGACCUGGGAUCUACCUGGAGAAACAGAGGGCUGCUGGAUGAGCUGGGUGCUGAUGCAGGUCGUUUGGAUCCAGGCUUCCUUGCAAGUGACAAACCCUCAGCUGGUAACACCCAGAUCAAUGAAGAAAUUAAUAUCACCUCUUCUGACAGUGAAGUAGAGAUUGUUGGAGUUCAGGAGCAUGCCAGGUAUGUUCAUCCCAGGGGAGGUGUGAUCCAGAGUGUGUCUUCCUGGAAACGUGGCUCGGGCUCGCAGUACAUUAACGCUCAGCAAACACAAUCAUGGACUCCCCAGCAGAAUUGGUCUUCUCCCCCAGAAGUAGUAGACCUGACUUUGGAUGAGGACACCAGGCGCAAAUAUCUACUGUAAUGCCGUGUCACUGUGUUUCUGUCCCCAUCCCUUCUCCUUUUGUGGCACAGAAGUCAUAGCUUCAGCUUCAGAAGCCCCAUUCCUGGCAUUGUGAGACUCAAGCUCAUGAAGUUUGUUGUUUUUUUUUUUUAUUU
Molecule: messenger RNA, 1634 nt
Organism: Lagopus leucura (white-tailed ptarmigan)
Lineage: Eukaryota; Metazoa; Chordata; Aves; Galliformes; Phasianidae
Gene: ARK2N
Product: chromosome unknown C18orf25 homolog
Exons: 6
Coding region: 286-1500 (404 amino acids)
Biological process (GO): ubiquitin-dependent protein catabolic process
Molecular function (GO): ubiquitin protein ligase activity
Source: RefSeq, a predicted model, not a curated record